Ambispora leptoticha is the source of this 540-nucleotide messenger RNA. The record is from the annotation of a GenBank genome assembly. Lineage: Eukaryota; Fungi; Glomeromycota; Glomeromycetes; Archaeosporales; Ambisporaceae.
AUGUUUUUGCGCUCUUUUCGCUCAUUUCAAGUUCGUCCUCUGCUAGCUUCCAACAAUACUUUGUUUCUUCCGCGGUCAACUUUAACGACAACAAGCAUUACAGCUACAAAUGAAAAUAAUAGCAACAAUGAUGACAAAGGAGCUGUAACAACUACUGAAACCUUUAAACAAGUGAUACCAGCUGAUUCUAUCUCUGGUGCGCCAGAAGGACUUCGGUAUCGUUCUGUGCGCAUAUAUAGGCCAAGCAAAACUGCAAUGCAAUCGGGGACACAUAAUACUAAACACUGGCGAAUAGAUUUUGAUAUAUUGGAGGGUAAUGGCCGGUGGGAAAAUCCAUUAAUGGGUUGGGCUAGCAGUGCUGAUUCUGUGCAAGCUUUGCAAAUUAAAUUUGCUACUAAAGAGGAUGCGAUAUAUUUCGCAGAAAAACAAGGUUGGGAUUAUUUCGUGCAGGAGCCAAAAGAACCUGUAUUUCAUGUAAAGGCAUAUGCUGAUAAUUAUAAAUAUUCGCCUGGAAAGCUGCGGUUAAUUAAGACGAAAUAA